Molecule: messenger RNA, 2279 nt
Organism: Lampris incognitus (smalleye Pacific opah)
Lineage: Eukaryota; Metazoa; Chordata; Actinopteri; Lampriformes; Lampridae
Gene: arb2a
Product: family with sequence similarity 172 member A
Biological process (GO): regulatory ncRNA-mediated heterochromatin formation
Cellular component (GO): nucleus
Molecular function (GO): siRNA binding
Source: RefSeq, a predicted model, not a curated record
CUCCAGGAAGCAGAGGCUGUGGGGACAGUCGCAUGUUCAAAUGGAUAGACCUCAGUGAUUUUUGAGAGAUAAAGAUCCAUGCUCGCUCACCUCUGUGCUGUUACACAAGGACUGUACAUACUGUGGCUCAUUAUGGCUCAGGUGGCCGGUCAAGAGGAAAGAGAGAAAACUACUGCACUUAAAGAUUUGCUGUCAAGGAUUGACUUAGACGAACUGAUGAAGAAAGACGAACCGCCACUUAGUUUCCCUAAGACGCUGGAGGAGUUUGAGUAUACCUUCAAUGAAAAGGGCCAGCUGAGGCAUAUAAAGACAGGAGAGGCCUUUGUGUUUAAUGCCCGUGAGGAUCUCCAUCGUUGGAACCAGAAACGCUAUGAAGCCCUUGGAGAGAUCAUCACUCAGUGUGUUUAUGAGCUGCUGGAGAAAAAGUGCAACAUGACUAAAGAAAUCUUGCCAGUGGAUGCUACAGAGGACGAGCCCACCAGUUUUACCUUCCUGAGCCCAGAUGCCUUGUCUAAUCCAUCCAAGCUGCUGGUGCUGAUCCAGGGCAGCGGGGUGGUACGAGCUGGCCAGUGGGCCCGCAGACUCAUCAUAAACCAGGACCUGAACUCAGGGUCACAGAUCCCCUUCAUUACCAGAGCCAUGGAGGAGGGCUACGGUGUGAUAGUGCUCAACCCCAAUGAGAACUACCUGGAGGUGGAGAAGCCAGCCAAAUUGUGUCCCCUGCCUUCUCCCGCUGAACCCGAGGAUGAACCCGCCGAGAAGCGGGAGCGUAAAGACGACAAAGAGAGCAAGAAGAGAAGAGAAUUCUAUGAGAAAUACCGCAACCCACAGAAGGAGAGGGAGACGAAGCAGAUCCCUAUACGGGAGAAUGCGUCCCCGGAGGAACACGUGCUGUAUGUAUGGGACCACUUUGUAUCCAAAGCGGCGGCCAAGAAUGUCUUCAUCAUGGCCCAUAGCUACGGAGGGCUUUCUUUCGUUGAGCUGAUGAACGAGAGAGAAAUGGAGGUGAAGAACAGAGUGUGCGCUGUGGCCCUGACCGACUCCGCUCACAACAUCUGGCUGCAGGAGACCAGCAAGGGAACACAGGAUUGGAUGCAGCAGCGCUGUCGUAACUGGGUCUCAAGCCCGCAGCCCCUGGACACGCCUGUGAAACCGAUGCUACCAGACUGCCCACGUGUCUCUGCAGGCACAGAGAAGCACGAGCUGACCUCCUGGAUGAGUUUCGACUCCAUCUUCAAGUUCUUCGGCGAGGCUCUGGAGGCGGAGGAGGACGAAGAGGCGGAGGCCUCCAACACGGUCACCACACGCAGCAGCUCCCUCAAAAGCAAACACCAAGACUUGUAAAGGGGCGGCGACAAUGACUUAGUGCGAAAAAGGGAAGGAGCAGGAAGGGGGCGCUGCGGAAAAGGGAGGCCAAGAUUCCAGACUUGUGCAUAUUAUUCUUUUGCCGUUUACCUUCUCGCUUCCUGCCGCCAUCUUCCCUCCCUCGCUCUCCCCGCCGAGUGUCGCUUCUCCCUUCCUGCCCUCGCCGUCUCUCUCCCAGCACGCAUACACACACACAUGCACACACACAGAGGAGUGCAGGGUCACCGUGUAUACAUCACAAUAACGUUUUGCAUUACUUCUAGAUGAGUGCAACUGUCAAAGCAAUAUGGGCCUGAACGUCGGCGCUUCCCGUGGGCCGCGGCCCGGCUGCGGGUGCGGACCACGGCGGCAGAGAUUAAAGCUGACAAGCGCUGUGCACUGUGCGCUGUGGUGCACCUCUAAUUGUCCUGACAUCGGCCUGAACUAAGCUAAUGCCCCCGCCAGUCCUCCCAGUCUACACUGCCCCGGCCCCUCCCGCCUCUCUCUCCUCCCCCCAGGUCCUAAAGCCUGACCCGUUUAUCCUGGAAUCAGCUUGUGCAGCCGCAAUAUCCACCGCCAUCCUCUUGCCCCUCACCCACCACAUAUGCUUUAGGGUUUUUUAAGCUGUUUUUUUUUUUUUCUUCUUCUGCUUCUUUAACAAGCGAAACGCAGCCCUGCAGCCUGUUGUUCAUCCUUAAUGUUCAGAAACCCGACUUUUCUCAUUCGGCGCGGUGCAAAAUGUGCUCCUGUAAGCCGCAUCAGGUACCCUGGGGUUAGCCAUGGCCACGACAAGAGAGGCAUUACACUUUAUUUACCCUGUUUGUUUGUUUUUUCUUCUUCUUCUUUCUGAUGAUGUACAUCCUCACCGUUUCCCUUGUAUAAAAACACACAAACACACACAAUAUAUAUAUAUAUAUAUAUAUAUAUAUAUAUAU